Messenger RNA from Rana temporaria (common frog), 1926 nucleotides. RefSeq names its product barttin CLCNK type accessory subunit beta (gene BSND). Gene Ontology annotation, cellular component: basolateral plasma membrane. Bases 270 to 1181 code for a protein of 303 amino acids. The transcript has 4 exons. Gene Ontology annotation, molecular function: chloride channel regulator activity. Gene Ontology annotation, biological process: chloride transport. The record is from RefSeq and is a predicted model, not a curated record. Lineage: Eukaryota; Metazoa; Chordata; Amphibia; Anura; Ranidae.
UGCAGGUUAUUUAUACCUCCAGGGAAGGUAAUCACUCAGGUGUUCAGUCCGGCAUCACUGGAGUGGAAAUCUCAGCAAACCAUUUGCAUUCAUUUGGCUCCUUUUAGAACUGGCUUGAUCAACUUUGGGCAGGACUGGGCUAAGCCAGGUUGGGAGAAGUAUUGGCUGUGUGCGAACUGUCAGAGUGACAGGAGCUUUCACCUGAAGCCUGUCUGAGUAAAGAGACCCUCUUUCAUACCUGGAUAACUUUUACCUUCCAUCUGACGGACAUGGCCGAGGAUAAAACUUUUCGCUAUGGGCUCAUUGUACUGGGAUUUUUCAUGAUCAUGAUUGGCAUGUUCAUUAUGAGUGCGGAUAAGCCUAACAUAUACAUCACUUUCUGCAGUAUAGGGGUCUUACUGAUAUUUAUUGGAAUCACAUGGAGCAUCUGUCAGUGCUACCCAAAGAUCACCUUUACUCCUGUGGAUAUGGAAGCUGUACCUUUGGCAGAGAAGUCCGAUCUUUCAACUCCAACCAAGCAGUGGUGUACCACAGCUUACACAAGCAAGGAAGAGGCGGCGCGCUAUGAGGCUACCUUGCCUUCUUAUGAACAGAUUCAGAUUAAGGUGGAGGAACUUGGCGAACCUCAAGGAAACCAGUCGGCACCUUUUCCACAGACUGUGCUGGUAGAUAUUUCACAGCCAAAGUUACAGGCCAAGGUGGAAGUACACAGGAAUUCAAUUGGUAAAGAAGAACAUGCAGUCGUAGAAGCCAAUUGCCAGUCUGCCCCUCUUGCCUGUCUAAAAGAAGAGACCACGGUAACAACAUCGGAUAAGACAAGCACGGGAAGUAGUGCAUCCUCUCUUCAUAGCUGUGAGGACUGGCAGCCACAGAAGCAUGAUGUCGCUGUGCAGUUUGGAGGACCCCUCUGUGGAGAUGGAUUUCAUCUUAUAGAUGGUCCUGCAUGUGAUGGAAUAGGGAUGAUUGAUGCACCAUUUUGUGAAGCCAUCCACCCACACAUGGAUCAAGAAGGUCUAUUUAUCUCCAACCACAAUGAUGAUAACGCUGGUGAAGAAGGAGCAAGGGAUACCUCCCUUACUCAGGGAGCUGCACAAGACCAUGAAGCAGAUGACCUUUAUUAUGGAAUGAAAGAUGAAACUGAAAAUCUAAUUAAGGAGUUUGAUUCUGAUUUUGAACACUAGCAUUAUCAUGAUUUCUGAUUCCGAGAUGAGAUAAAAAACACGACAUGGAGUAUAAAACCGAGGGAACAGUCUAUAUUGUCUAUAGCAACAAGCCAGAAUCCAGCUGUCUGUUUUAAGUAAAGGUUACAAAAAUGAAAGAAGGCAUCUAAAGGGUUGCUAAUGACAACACAGAUCUUUUUGUCUAGUUGUGUCAGAAUCUGAACCAGACCAGUCCAGUGUUAAAAGAAAUAUUGAAGAUUAAUGUAUCCACUGUAUUAGGGCUGUAUUGUAAGUUGUUUCUCCUCUAUUGUUUUCUCAUCUAGAAUACAUUUCAAUCUCUUUUAUUUAUUUUUUUAAUUGUAUUUUAUAAAGUUUUAGACAUUACAAAACAUGGUUAAUGCAGUUAAAAACGUUUCUGCCCAGGCUCUAUAAAGGAAACAAAAGCCUCACCCCACUUUGUUAUUCCGUAACAAUUGCCAGUUGUCAUGAGAUAAUCAGAUUGUACUGUAGUUUACUACAAACAGGACACAUCUGGCCAAUGUAACAAUGUAUAGCUGAAUUGAAUAUCUGAUUAGUUAGUCAGAGAAAUCGUAAUACAUUAUAAAUGAGUGUAAACAAAGUGGCUAGUGAGAAUAGCUAGAAAAAAUAUAAGAAAUGACAUGGGGUUUCCCCCAUAAUUCAUACCAGGCCAUUUAGGUCUAUAUGGAUUUUAAGGGGUACUUCAAGCAAAGGAAAAAGAAAACGUAUGGGGUUCCUCCAAAAUCUA